AUGUGGCAUCACAUUCAACCGUUCUUACUCGGACUCUUCUUUUUACACAAUCUUCAAAUCAUCAAUGGCAUCGUGUGCUAUCAAUGUACUGACUGUCCAGAGCCAUUUACAUCAAAUUAUCCUUAUGUGACAUUGACGAAUAACACGAAUUUUCUCGCACAAUGUACCAAAACAGUCUUAAAUUUAGUUCCACCACUUCGGAUGCUAUACAAAUGA
This is a messenger RNA of Adineta ricciae, 216 nucleotides long. NCBI's taxonomy places the organism in Eukaryota, Metazoa, Rotifera, Eurotatoria, Adinetida, Adinetidae. The record is from the annotation of a GenBank genome assembly.